CAAUUCCUGAUGACCAAUAAGCUGGACACGGCGAUGUGGCUCUCCCGCCUGUUCACGGUGUACUGCUCCGCUUUGUUCGUCCUACCUCUUCUCGGGUUGCAUGAAGCAGCGAGCUUCUACCAGCGGGCUUUGCUGGCGAACGCUCUUACCAGCGCUCUGAGGCUGCAUCAGAGACUCCCACACUUCCAGCUGAGCAGAGCGUUCCUGGCCCAGGCCUUGCUAGAGGACAGCUGCCACUACCUGCUGUACUCACUCAUCUUCGUCAACUCCUAUCCCGUCACAAUGAGUAUCUUCCCGGUCUUGUUAUUCUCUCUGCUUCACGCUGCAACGUACACGAAGAAGGUCCUCGACGCAAGGGGUUCAAACAGUUUACCGCUCCUGAGAUCUGUUCUAGAUAAAUUAAGUGCAAAUCAACAAAAUAUUCUGAAGUUCAUUGCUUGUAAUGAAAUUUUCUUGAUGCCUGCUACAGUUUUUAUGCUUUUUAGUGGUCAAGGAAGUUUGCUCCAACCUUUUAUAUACUAUAGAUUCCUUACUCUUCGGUACUCCUCGCGAAGAAAUCCGUACUGUCGGACCUUGUUCAAUGAACUGAGGAUCGUCGUUGAGCAUAUAAUAAUGAAACCUGCCUGCCCACUGUUCGUGCGAAGACUGUGUCUGCAGAGCAUCGCCUUUAUAAGCAGACUGGCCCCGACGGUCGCGUAGUCGGACGCCUUGUCAAGCCGUGUAUAUAGCCUGAACGUCAUUCGCGGCUGGUACUUCUGCUCGGGUUGAGAAUUCCCGGUGUUAACACUGACCUCGAUCCCAUUACGUCAUUUACAUCCAUGCAUCUCAGUGGGAAAAUAACCCGUUUUCCUGGCAUGUUAAAUCAAGCCUUUUAAAAAGUUUCUAAGAAAAUUACACCUCUGUUGCUAUUGGUUAAAGAGGUUUAUUAUCUAGUGGUAAAUGUCCUAGGUUUUUUUUAGAUGCUGUCCUGCAUAAAUCAUGAAAUACAUUUAUUUCUCUUGGGAAAAAAAAUAGCAUUAACAUUUAUUUCAACCUAACUAAUAGCUUAAGUUUCUCUCUGGCACGAAUUCAUUAUGGUAAUACUAACAUACCUGAAUUCAGCAUAUUUUGAGACAGUAUUCUUUUGCCAUUCAGUAAUUUUUAUUGAUGAUUUGAACAGAAACACUUCCCACUCUAUUUAAUUUCAAAUUGUUAUUGGGUUGGUUUUGUGCUACUUUGUUAGGGCGGAUUUAUUUAUUUUGUAAAAUGAAUUCUAUAUGUAUUUUAUGCUAUGACUGUCUAAAGUCGUAUUUCCAUAGGUACUUCUUUGUCUUUGAAUAUUUAAAAAAGGACUCAGCCUUAAGCCUGGCAGCCCAUUGGGUAAAUAUCUGGGGUCACCUAGUCCUCUUACUCAGAAAAUGAUAGUGACAGAGCUUUCCUUCCAGAGCCCCACUGAGCCCACUUCUCCAGUGAGAACCCCUCUUUUACAAACGUGGACACUUAGACUGUUAGUAGUGUUACAAAUCGGGAAUCACCUAGUUCCGAUUCUGGACCGCCAGUUUUCAGCCAGUUUUCUGGUUGCUUAGGCUUGACUUUUCCUAGACAGUUGCCAGUUCAGAUGCCUUUGGAAAAGAAUAUGACCGAAGAUUGAGCACAUGACUCUGUCCUGAAAUAAUAAUGAGGAGUGUCCUGUAGCUGGCAUGCUUACCCAGCAGCUCCGACUCACAGGUAGAAAGGUGUACAGGUCCAGGACUAACUGGGAGUGGGGCCGGGGAGGAGCUGGGGAGGGGGAGCAUCCAGUCCCGUCAUGCACAGAUGAGUUGGGGGAGUCAGGUGUGUUAUGUAUGUCGCCAUGAUUGGGGUCGUAUCAUAUGUUAAAUCCUGUUCAUUGAGUGCCCGUCGACCACUUUAUACAAUUCCUUCUGAUCCUUCCUACUGUUGCAUGAUUGGACAUGUCGAAGCAUUGCACAGUUGUAGAACAGAGUAAUGUAAUGGUUUUGUUAACCAGUUUUCUUCUGUCUGCAUGUAAUUUGGAUUUCUCAAAUACAUUCAUUAGUAACUUAUUAGUCACAUCAGUUUUCUUUUUGUCCAACUUCCUGUUCUUACAGAGCAAUGAUAUUUUUAGGCUAGAGUGCAAGAAAAAUUCUACUUGAUAGCUUGACGAGCUAUUUUUGUAUUUUUGUAAUAUUUAUCCGCUGAACUGGAGAAGCAGUCUCAUACAGUUGAUUUUGUGUGUGUGUGUGUGUGUGUGUGUGUGUGUGUAUGUUUGUGUAUGUGUGUGUCCAUCCUCAUUGUCACUAUAUAUGUAAACUAAUGGUUUUAAAAAACUAAACUUUCUAGAGCAAUAAAACAACUAUAAUGUUAAGUAAAACUGAUUUCCAAUGCUGUUUUAAAAAAUCAAGUCUUGAAUUAUAUCAAGGAAUUUUGACAGACAAAAGCAAAUUUAUUUUUAAGUUACUAGGUUGUAUUUUCUUCUACAUUUUUUAAAAUUUGAGAUAGUCAUAGAUUUAUGCAAGUUUAAAAAAAAAAUAUGGAGAGUUCCUGUCUCUCACUCAGCCUCUUAAAUGAACAUUUUAAACAACUAUAAGACCUUUAUCCAAAGUAAGAAAUGAACUCUGGAAUAAUACGAUUAACUGAAUUAUCAAACUGAAUUAGAUUUUAUCAGUUUUCUCAUUUUGACUUUUUAAAAUGUGUUCUCAAUUUUUGCCAUGAUUGUCUUUUAAAGAUCUGUUCGUGUGUCUCUGUUUUGAGUUUUGGCUCUUUAUUUCAGAAAUUACCAUUUGUUAAAAAUAUUUCCCUAAAGAAAAUAAUUCACAUUGGCUUUAACAAACAUAAGUUGAACAUUAAAACGACGGUCAUUUCAAACAGUCUGUGCUUUAAACCGAGGCUUUUUUUUAAAUCAUGUAGCAGAAUUACAAUAUUUCUGACAUGUUCAUGUUCGAAUAGAAGUUAUCGAUUUGUUCCUUAAGGGAAGGCUUAGUUUAUAAAUAAAAGACUCCGAAACUCAUGAAAAAGUAAA
Molecule: messenger RNA, 2998 nt
Organism: Tupaia belangeri chinensis (Chinese tree shrew)
Lineage: Eukaryota; Metazoa; Chordata; Mammalia; Scandentia; Tupaiidae
Gene: TMEM33
Product: transmembrane protein 33
Biological process (GO): membrane organization; endoplasmic reticulum tubular network organization
Cellular component (GO): endoplasmic reticulum; membrane
Source: RefSeq, a predicted model, not a curated record